Molecule: messenger RNA, 782 nt
Organism: Theobroma cacao (cacao)
Lineage: Eukaryota; Viridiplantae; Streptophyta; Magnoliopsida; Malvales; Malvaceae
Source: RefSeq, a predicted model, not a curated record
CUUGCCUUGGGCAAACAAGGAGCAAAUCAGUCUAAAGAAGAAGUAUUUCAGCAAUGUCGAGUCAAGGCGAUCCAGAAACAGGCGCAGACAAGUCCAAAGAACCAAUAAACAAUGUGAAAGAAAUUCACCAGAAAGCGUUAGACGACCUUGUAAAUGUAAACUCGCUCUUCACACUAGCCGUCUUCGUGGGCUUAUCCCUCGCACGUCAAGGAGAGCAUAGCCUGGAGAACCGCACCGAGUGUGACGCUGGUCCGGAACAUGCGAAGCGGCUCGUGGUAAACGAAGUGGCGUCGUUUGCUUGCUUCCUCUUAUCCAGCCUGGUAGCCAAGGCCCUGAAAAUCCAUGUCACUAUCUGGGAAAAAGAAGACUUCAAGCGUCGCCGUAACCAGAUUGUUAGGGGAAGCCUGUUGUCGCUAUCGGUGUGGGCUUCGGUUUUCGGGUGCAUAUUUCUAACCAUUUCGAUGGUUGAUGUGAUCCAAAUUAAGGUGGGGAAGCUCGCCUGUGGGAGUGUUUAUGCAUGGAGGGCUACGGGAGCUCUGAUUGCCAUUGUGCUUCUUGCUCUAUCUAUUUACGUGCCCUUUAUGAUGAAUGCAAUAUUUACUUCCGUCAAGUUUGUUUAAGUUUAAGAAACAAGCAAUACCUGCCGAAGAUGAAUAUAUAUGUUGUAAGUGUAGCAGCAGUAGUACUAGUACGGACUACGUACAAACUAUACGUGCUAAUUAAUUAAUAAAUUUGUAUGCUUACUGAUAAUAAAGAGGCAUUAGAAGGAAGCCUUGACUCUA